GUUGCCGAGCUGCUGGAGAAGCUGCUGGAGGUAAGGGUAGAACCUCCGCGACAGCUUCCGUAAUGGAGAUUGAUUCGCUUGCCACCGAAAGCAUUAGUUGGAUAGACUCAUCCUCCUUUUCGUCGAUCCUCACGACAUUCAACACAAGGAGUUGGAAGUGCAUCGUGGUGGUGUUAGCUGUUCUCAUCAUUGUGCUCCUGAUUGUCGGUGGGUACUACUACUACACGACCACGGUCCAGCAGCCAGCCGUUACAACCACGACUGCAGAACCUACUGAAAUUCUUCGGCACUUCGCCGAAGCGGUGGUGUUUGCGUGA
Messenger RNA from Symbiodinium pilosum, 317 nucleotides. The record is from the annotation of a GenBank genome assembly. NCBI's taxonomy places the organism in Eukaryota, Dinophyceae, Suessiales, Symbiodiniaceae.